Numida meleagris (helmeted guineafowl) is the source of this 1017-nucleotide messenger RNA. RefSeq names its product toll-like receptor 6. The record is from RefSeq and is a predicted model, not a curated record. Gene Ontology annotation, molecular function: lipopeptide binding; Toll-like receptor 2 binding; transmembrane signaling receptor activity. Gene Ontology annotation, cellular component: membrane. NCBI's taxonomy places the organism in Eukaryota, Metazoa, Chordata, Aves, Galliformes, Numididae. The transcript has a single exon. Gene Ontology annotation, biological process: cellular response to bacterial lipopeptide; immune response; toll-like receptor signaling pathway. The annotation marks the transcript as partial.
UUUGAGUGCUUGCCAGUUAAUAUCAGCAGACUGGACCUACAAAACAACCAGAUCGCCAGUGUGCCCAAGGGGAUUGCUGAGCUGAACUCCUUGAAGGAGCUGAACCUGGCAUCAAACAGGCUGGCUGAUCUGCCAGGGUGCAGGGCGUUUGUGGGCCUGCAGAUCCUGAACAUAGAGAGGAAUUUGAUCCUCACCCCAUCCGCCGACUUCUUUGAGAGCUGCCCGAGCGUGAAGGAGCUACAGGCUGGGCAAAACCCAUUCAAGUGUUCGUGUGAGCUGCAGGACUUCCUGCACCUGGAAAGGCAGUCUGGGGGGAAGCUGUCUGGCUGGCCGGAGGCGUAUGUGUGCCAGUACCCAGAAGACUUGAGCGGAACGCAGCUGAAGGACUUCCACUUGACUGAGCUGGCUUGCAACACGACUCUGCUGCUCGUGACAGCUCUGCUGCUGACCCUGGUGCUGGUGGCCGUGGUGGCCUUUCUGUGCAUCUACCUGGAUGUGCCGUGGUACGUGCGGAUGCUGUGGCAGUGGACGCAGACGAAGCGGAGAGCUUGGCACGACAGCCCCGAGGAGCGGGAAAGCGGUCUGCAGUUUCACGCCUUCAUUUCCUACAGCGAACGCGAUUCCUUGUGGGUGAAGAACGAGCUGAUCCCCAAUUUGGAGAAGGGGGAGGGCUGCAUCCGGCUGUGCCAGCACGAGAGAAACUUUAUCCCCGGCAAAAGCAUUGUGGAGAAUAUCAUUAACUGCAUUGAGAAGAGCUACAGGUCCAUCUUUGUGUUGUCACCCAACUUUGUGCAGAGCGAAUGGUGUCACUACGAGCUGUACUUUGCCCAUCACAAGCUGUUUAGUGAGAAUUCCAACAGCUUAAUCCUGAUCUUGCUGGAGCCGAUCCCUUCAUAUGUUAUCCCUGCGAGGUACCACAAGCUGAAGGCUCUCAUGGCAAAGAGAACCUACCUGGAGUGGCCAAAGGAGAGGAGCAAGCAUGCGCUUUUCUGGGCUAACCUGAGGGCAGCUAUUAGC